GGCUGUUGUAGGUGUACGAUUUAAACGUAAUGAAGCUCUUUCUGGCAGUUCUGUUCGGUGUCCUGCUUGGACUCUCAAAUGCCUUUCCAGAGCAUCCGCAACGUCCCCGCCCAUGGUGGAACCCGCUGUCCAGACUGAACCUGCUCAAAUCUCUUAAACCGACCAGCCGCAUCGUAGGUGGUUACGCAGUAAACAUCACCGAUUUCCCGUACCAGAUUUCGCUCAGCUCCUGGGGUGGCCACCAGUGCGGAGGUUCAAUUAUUGGACCACGUUGGAUUUUGACAGCCGGUCACUGUGCUUUCAGUUCCGAUAAGCCAUCGCAGCGAGUUCGAGUUGGAUCGACGGAUCGAACGAAAGGCGGGUUGCUGCUAGGACUGGAGCGUGUCGUUCAACACCCGGAGUACGACUCCGGUACGAUUGAUUAUGAUUUCUCGCUGUUGCAGCUGGAGCAAGACUUGCUUUUCAACGAAAACAAUCAAGCCAUUGAACUUCCCGAGCAGGAUGAAGAACUGUCCGAUGGCGCUCUGUGUCGAGUUUCCGGUUGGGGGAAUACUCAGAAUGUGCAGGAAUCUUCCCGCUAUCUUCGGGCAGCUGAUGUUCCCUCGGUGAACCAGGAGGACUGUGAUGCUGCCUAUGAAAAUUUCGGCGGUAUUACGCCAAGGAUGCUGUGCGCUGGCUAUCGGGAAGGCGGAAAGGAUGCUUGCCAGGGAGAUUCCGGUGGACCGCUUGUUUCCGGUGGAAAACUAGUCGGCGUGGUGUCCUGGGGUUACGGAUGUGCCCAGCCGAACUAUCCGGGCGUGUACUCUCGGGUAGCUAGCGUUCGCAGCUGGAUCAAAGAAGUUACCGGCAUCUAAGCGAAACUUAGCUGACUAAGAUCUGAUUAAUUAGCCUAGACACGCGACUUGUUUCAUAAACACUUGUUAAUAGACUCGUCAAUUACCAUCUCUCCGGAACGUGUUGUUUUUCCAUUUUUUUUUUCUUCUGAGAAACAUAAUCAUUCGAACAACCAUACUUUCA
Topomyia yanbarensis is the source of this 1017-nucleotide messenger RNA. RefSeq names its product trypsin-1-like. Lineage: Eukaryota; Metazoa; Arthropoda; Insecta; Diptera; Culicidae. Gene Ontology annotation, molecular function: serine-type endopeptidase activity. The coding region runs from base 30 to 854 and encodes 274 amino acids. Gene Ontology annotation, biological process: proteolysis. The record is from RefSeq and is a predicted model, not a curated record. The transcript has 2 exons.